GGCGGGGCAGUUGACUGUGGACGGCGGCGAGCGGCGGUCGACGGCGCGGCUCUCCACUCUCGACUGGAACUCUGCAGGCCGAUCGGACUGGGAGUGGGUGCCGUGUGAUUGGUUUGGUGGACGAACGGACGGAGGUGUGUGUUGUGUUCGGGAGUGAGGAGAGGGAGCUGAGACAGUUCCAUCUGUCCACCCCAGAUCAGUUGGAUCGGAGGCUACUCCUGCCGCUCCACCGCCUGUGGACGGGCGACGUCCGAUCGUGAGGACCGCGCUGUUGGAAUGUCCGAGCCGAGUCCACCGCAUCUGUGACACAGGAGAACAAACAGCGAGUGCCGUCCAUCCGACAGGGAGCGACGGAGACUGUUCUGGACAAACAGGCAGCGCGCGCAGUGCAGUCAUGACGUCCACACGGAUAUUACGGCAAGGAGCUGUGCUACUGCUCACACUGGCAGUGACCUCUCACACAGUGCACGGCUGCUCGGAGCCGCUGGGUCUGAUGACGGGCGAGGUCGAGGACUGGCAGGUGGCCGCCAGCAGCACACUCACCUCCGACCCCAAGUGCAACACCAAGUACGCCCGGCUGCACGGGCCCAACGGCAAGGCCUGGUGCGCCGGCUACAAGAGGGAGGCCGAGUGGCUGCUCAUCGACCUGGGCGUCGAGGCCACGAUCUCCAGUGUAAUGAUCCAAGGUCGGGGAGACGGCAAGCAAUGGGUUACCAAGUUUGUGCUUUCCUACAGCGACGACGCAUACACCUGGAAAUUCACCAACGACAUCUACGGAAAGAAAAAGAUAUUUUCGGCCAACACGGACUCGCACUCCCUGCGCCAUCUGUACCUGGAUGAGCCAAUCACCGCUCGGUUCGUUCGGAUCCAUGUGAUGGAGUGGCACGGACACCCCAGCCUGAGGAUCGAGCUCAUCGGAUGCCAGGAGUGUCGUCAGCUGAUCAGCGUGCCUCCGCACGCCAAAGUGACGGCCUCCAGUUCUCCGCGGUGGAGAAGGAAGCGCUCCUGUCAGCCCGAGGACGGGGUCAUCUUCAGCAGCUCAGCCUGGUGCUCCAGGCACAAAAACAGGAACCAAUGGCUGCAGUUUGACUUUGGCCCUCCGAGAAAGGUGACCGGCAUCCUGACCCUGGGCAGGGGAGACGGCAGACGCAAGCGCUUCGUCACGCAGUACAGCCUGUCCUACAGCAACAACAGCGUCGUCUGGCAUUUCUACAAAGACGACAACCACCUCGACCCCAAGGUGUUUGCCGGCAACAUGGACACGGCGACGGAGCGUCGUCACUACCUGAACCAGCCGUUCGUGGCCAGCUACAUCCGGCUGCACCCGGUCGACUGGAGGAAGCAGAUCGCCAUGCGGGCCGGCGUGCUGGGCUGUCCGAACCGCGGCCUCUGCGGGCCCGGAUACAUCCGCGUCAACGAGGGAUCACCCUGCAUGGAGAACCUGGCGUACCAGCGUCCGACUUGGGUGAACGACAAGCGGCAGAGCUGGAAGGACUGGACGUACGGCAACUCCAAGCUGGCCGUGGACGGCGACGAGAGCAACCACCUCAACAAGUGCGCCAUCCUGGACAACUAUUACGUGGACAACCCCGUCUGGAUGGUCGACCUCGGGCGCAGACGGGAAAUGAAUGGCGUCGUGCUGGCUCUCUGGGACGGCAAAGGCGAAGACAACUCCACCCAGUACCGCGACUACGUGCUCAACUUGGACAAGCUGAGCGUCUACGUCAGCAACAAGCAGCACCAGGUGAACGUGGACGCGCGCUCCAGCCACAAGUGCGACUACGUCAGCCGCGAGAACGGCGCCCUGUUCCGGCCGCGCCUGCACGUGGCGUGUCCCAGGGAGCUGCGCGGCCGCUACGUCUACAUCAAGGCGUACGGCGUGCCCAACCGGUGGCGCAAGCUGUUUACGGCGAUCCUCUGUGAGGUGAUGGUGUACUAGUGAGGCGGCGGGGGAGGCGGCCCUGUGGAUCAAAGCGCCGUGCGCUGAGGACUCGGACAGAGCGAGCCGGCGAUGCCCCCGCCGCCACGGAGCCGACCCGCGCCGAGCUGCGGCCGGCGGGCCUGUUUGGUUGUGUAGCUGGAUAGACAUUCGCGUGUGUUGUGUGUCAGUUGAGUUGGCGACAGUGAGAUAGGGUAUCUGUGACGUGUUUGUGGUUUGUGCCGAGCCGGCGGAUGUGCUGUCGCUAGCCGCCGUUCGCGGACCGGCGGGUUAGCGUCGUCGUCAGAUGUAUAGAGCAUUUUAUGACCGUCAGCUGCCGUUUCAGAGUCAUUUUGUGCUCAGCUGUCACGGCCUGAGCGUUAUGGAAGGCCGCUGUAGACGUAGUUAUGGCCAUCUCGAUGUUGUUCUAAGACAAGUUAGGGUGUAUAUGCGGCGAAUACCUCUUCAUUCCGUAUGUAUAGUUAGUCUAAUCAUAGAAUGUCUCCUGUCGAAAUUAUGCAUUGUCUUCUCUUAUUUAGGCAUGUGAAUUACGCUAUUACCAGAGGAGCACUAAGCAUGUCAGUGGUUAAUUCAUUUGUAUCAUGUUGUGGCAAAAAUGCAAUGCGUAGGUAGCGUUUUUUCCUCAUUUCGUAGGUAGAGUGUAUCUAAGAUAAAUAUGAAGAUGCUUUCAUGGCGUCUGAAGUUGAAGCUCCCGCAGACAUGAUUUAUGUUUCAGCAGAUUUCAGGUAUCUGCUAGAUACCCGAACCGACGCAACGAUAAUCCGUUUCGCGUGGUAUGUUUGCAGCUUUUGUAAACGAUUGCCUAACAUGACGUUUGGUGAAUAACUACAAUGGUUAUAUCUAUUUGCGAGUAUUUAUUAGAAGUGAUGGCCAUUUUUCCUUCCAUGCUUGUGGUUCGAACAAAUAAACGGUCGUCAUUGUAAGCUGUCCGCAA
Amphibalanus amphitrite is the source of this 2873-nucleotide messenger RNA. RefSeq names its product lactadherin-like. The record is from RefSeq and is a predicted model, not a curated record. The transcript has 10 exons. The coding region runs from base 395 to 1939 and encodes 514 amino acids. NCBI's taxonomy places the organism in Eukaryota, Metazoa, Arthropoda, Thecostraca, Balanomorpha, Balanidae.